AUGAAGCUUGCCCUGCGUAUGUGCCCAUCGAUACCAGGCCUGUACUUCGAUCCCUCUGUGUUGCUGCCGGAUGAUCUGGCAGAGACGCUCUUCCAGCAGUGCCUCGAGACAUACUUCCGCGACUCGCGCGUGAACCAGGCCAUGCUCUUCGAGCGCGUCGUUUCCGAAGGGGCACAUGCGCCCGACACGCCAGCACCAGGUCCCUCGGGCCUCCCGCCCUUCCUCACGUCCCUCCUCGCCACGCUCGCCGACGUGCUCCGCCCCGCCCUGCCGCCGCACACGCACGCGCUGCUCUUCCCGCCCCCGGACGCCCCGCCGCAGGCGCGCCAGGUCAUCGUCAACCUCUACCGCCCGGGCGAGGGCAUCGCGCCGCACGUCGACCUGCUCGACCGCUUCGGCGACGGCAUCGUCGGCGUGUGCCUCGGCAGCGGCUGCGUCAUGCGCUUCCGGCGCGCACGCCCCGAGCUUGGGCAUGCCUCCACCCAGUGCCCCUCCGCGCCGUGCCCCCGCGCCGGCUCGAAGCUGGCGGCGGGAGACCCGGGAGACCCGGGGCACACAGACGAAGACGAGGGCCACGCAGUGUUCCUCCCGCACGGCGGCGUGUAUGUAAUGUCGGAGGAAGCUCGCUACCGUUGGACGCACGGCAUCGAGGGCAGGACGGAGGACUGGGUGCAGGACCGCGCUGGCAGCGACGCUGGGCGGUGGGUCAUGCGCUUCCUGCGGGUCAGCAUCACCUUCCGCUGGCUCCUGCCGGGCGCAGAUGUCGUUGGCGGACUUCCCGACGCAGUGUCGUCUUACUAG
Messenger RNA from Phanerochaete carnosa HHB-10118-sp, 801 nucleotides. RefSeq lists its product as uncharacterized. The coding region runs from base 1 to 801 and encodes 266 amino acids. Gene Ontology annotation, biological process: DNA damage response; fatty acid metabolic process. The record is from RefSeq and is a predicted model, not a curated record. The transcript is spliced from 2 exons. Gene Ontology annotation, cellular component: mitochondrial matrix. Lineage: Eukaryota; Fungi; Basidiomycota; Agaricomycetes; Polyporales; Phanerochaetaceae.